Messenger RNA from Acanthosepion pharaonis, 630 nucleotides. NCBI's taxonomy places the organism in Eukaryota, Metazoa, Mollusca, Cephalopoda, Sepiida, Sepiidae. The record is from the annotation of a GenBank genome assembly.
AUGCGAACUGAUUUUACAAAGAUAAGGAAACACGAUGACGUUUUCUUGCGAGGGGUUAAUUUAAAUACCGUUUCCCCUCGGUCUCUCUCACUCUCAUCUUCGCACUCUUUCUCUCUCUCUCUCUCUCUCUCUCUCUCUCUCUCUUUCUUUCUCUGUCUGUCUAUCUAUCUAUCUAUCUAUAUCUACCUCACGAUCUACGUCUCUCUCUCCUCUUUUUUAUGUUUUGUUUCUCAUUUUCCUUUUUUGUUCUUUCUCUUUCUCUCGGUCUGUCUUUAUCUUUCUCUCUCACUCUCUCUUUCUCUCUCUCUUUCUCUCUCUCUCUUUCUUUAUUCUAUUUCUUUUUCUGUUCUUCUCUAUUUUUAUCUCUCCGUUUUCGUCUCUGCCUUCCUUACUACCUCUUUUACUUCCUCUCUCUCCCUGUUUCCCCCCUCCCUCUCUCUCUCUCUCUAUCUAUCUAUCUAUCUAUCUAUCUAUCUAUCUAUCUAUCUCGCCAUUUUUCUCUGUCCAUCACUCUAUCCGUUGGUCAUUCCACUUUAUCCAACCCGUUCUUCCUUUCUCUGUACCCACAUCGAUUUUUAUCUACCGUUUCUAUCUUUGCCUUUCUAUCAAUCCCCUUCUUCCUCCCUUUAA